AUUGUAUAUUACUCCCUCCGUCCCUCUAAGAUGUUCUCAUUUUGACUUUUGGUGGUUUUUAAGAAGAGUUGAAAAAAGAUGAAUGUUUACAAUAAUACCCUUAAUGAAAAAUGGGUGGAGUGUAUUAAAUGAGGUGGGUGAGGUGUAAUAAAUAAAGUAAGUGAGGGUAGUUGUGGUAUUUUAAUUGUUAAUAAAUGAAAUGAGAAGAUCUAUUGUGAACAAAGAAAAAAGGCUAUUGAAAAGAUCUAUGAGGGACGGAGGGAGUAUAAUGCUUUUCACAAACAUUUCAUAAAAUUAAUUAAAGAAAGAAGAAGAGAGCUUUAGACAAAGCCACAGAGUCCAGACCGGUUUGGGUCCCACCAGAGUGCACCAAUCCGUCAGUCGCGCUAUAUAGACAGAGAAAGAGAAAGAGAGAGAGAGAGAGAGAACCCGCGUCAAUUUAUUGUUGCCUCCUUGCCUGCAUCUCCUCGGGAUUCCCGAUUGAACCAAAAGUCGCCGGAGAAUGACGACAUACGGCACGAUUCCGACGUCUUCACCCGGCGGCGGUGCGACUGCGAGCAUGGAGUACAUCUCCCGUGCGAAGGCGACGAUAAAGGAGGGGCUGGGCACGCGGCGGCCGUGGCGAGAGAUGUUCAACUUCCACUCCUUCGGCCUCCCCUCCAGCUUCCCCGACGCCGUUUCGCGGAUCCAAAUCAACAUCGCCUACUUCCGGAUGAACUACGCCCUCGCAGUCCUCCCGAUUCUCUUCCUCAGCCUCCUGUGGCACCCGAUCUCCCUCCUCGUCUUCGUCGCCCUAAUGGCCGUGUGGCUGUUCCUCUACUUCCUCCGCGAUUUCCAGCUGGUGAUCUUCGGCCGCCAGAUCAGUGACGGCGUGGUGCUGAUUGUUCUCUCCGUCCUCACAAUCGUUCUGCUCCUCUUCACCGGCGCCACCUGGAACAUUAUCACGUCUCUGCUAAUCGGGGCACUCCUCGUGGUUGCACACGGUGCUCUUAGGACCACCGACGAUUUGGCCUUGGAUGAGGAAUCCAGCGGAUUAAUUGCCAGCCACGCUCCGGCUGUUCCGUCGUCUUAGUGUGUGUGCUGCUUGUUCCGUAUGUGUUUGCGCAUUUUCCUUUCUCCAAUUCCAUUAUUUUAUGUUAUUGGUUUAUGAACGAGUGCUGAUUUUUCUCAUAUCUUGGUUAAUUUGUUGUAAAUGUAGGGAUGUGCCUUCAUUUGGUUUUGGGUUUUUUUUUUUGGAAGAAAUUUAGUCACUCGAA
This is a messenger RNA of Cuscuta campestris, 1256 nucleotides long. NCBI's taxonomy places the organism in Eukaryota, Viridiplantae, Streptophyta, Magnoliopsida, Solanales, Convolvulaceae. The record is from the annotation of a GenBank genome assembly.